Molecule: messenger RNA, 1119 nt
Organism: Suillus clintonianus
Lineage: Eukaryota; Fungi; Basidiomycota; Agaricomycetes; Boletales; Suillaceae
Product: peptidyl-prolyl cis-trans isomerase
Exons: 7
Coding region: 1-1119 (372 amino acids)
Biological process (GO): protein peptidyl-prolyl isomerization
Cellular component (GO): intracellular membrane-bounded organelle
Molecular function (GO): peptidyl-prolyl cis-trans isomerase activity; protein binding
Source: RefSeq, a predicted model, not a curated record
AUGUCUGAAGCACCUGCAGAGCGUCCUAACGCUUACUUUGACAUCACCAUCGGUGGCAAGCCCAUUGGGCGUAUCGUGUUCUCGCUGUACGCAGACUUAGUACCCAAGACAGCGGAAAACUUCCGUGCAUUAUGUACGGGUGAAAAGGGUAUCGGAAACUCUGGCAAACCCCUUUGCUAUGCCGGAUCUGGCCUUCAUCGCGUGAUCAAGGGUUUCAUGUGUCAAGGUGGUGACUUCACGGCAGGCAAUGGCACCGGAGGGGAAUCAAUUUACGGCGAGAAAUUCGAAGAUGAGGCGUUCCCCGUGAAGCACACGAAACCUUUCUUGUUGUCCAUGGCAAACGCGGGAAAAGAUACUAAUGGUUCGCAAUUCUUCAUCACCGUGAACCAAACACCCCAUCUUGAUGGCAAGCACGUGGUUUUCGGUGAAGUGAUCAAGGGCAAAUCAGUAGUCCGUGCAAUUGAAAACUUCCCUACUGCGUCAGGAGAUGUCCCAACUUCCCCCAUCAUUAUCUCCGCUUGUGGCGUUCUCUCACCGGAUGACCCCUCCCUCACGACUUCUGAGACAACUGUUGGUGACGACCACGAGGACUACCCUGAAGACGACGAUUCUGAUGUGCAGAACCCCGAAGUUGCGCUGGAUAUCGCACGUAAAAUCCGUGAGCUCGGUAACAAGCUCUUCAAGGAUGGGCAAAUAGAACUCGCACUCAAAACGUACCUCAAAUCGAUAAGGUACCUUGACGUGCAUCCCGUAUUACCGGAAAACUCUCCACCGGAGCUCAAGGACUCUUAUGAAUCACUUCUUGCACCCCUUCUAUUGAACUCGGCACUCGCUGCGCUACGCACGCAACCCGCAGCCGCUGAAACCGCGGUUAAGAAUGCAACGCGAGCUUUGGACCGUCUGCAGUUGAGCAACCCAGAUAAAGCCAAGGCUCUUUAUCGUAGGGCGUCAGCGCAAGUCAUUCUUAAGCAGGAAGAUGAAGCUGAAGCGGACCUUGUUGCUGCUAGUCAGCUUGCACCUGAAGACCCUGCGAUCCUGGGGGAGCUCGCGAAAGUGAGGCAGAAGAAGAAGGACAAAAGGGAGAGGGAGAAGAAGUCAUACAAGAAACUGUUCUCGUAG